Trematosphaeria pertusa is the source of this 529-nucleotide messenger RNA. RefSeq lists its product as uncharacterized. Bases 158 to 442 code for a protein of 94 amino acids. The record is from RefSeq and is a predicted model, not a curated record. The transcript has a single exon. Lineage: Eukaryota; Fungi; Ascomycota; Dothideomycetes; Pleosporales; Trematosphaeriaceae.
CUUCUGCCACCAUCUUCCUUCGUUUCUGGGUCUAGGUUUUUGCUUUUUGCUGCCAGCGCACCGUGUAGCGAGCGAGCCAUCUUUACCCCUUCGAGUCCGGCGACGUCUGCUCCGAGAAAGUCCACAAACAUUCGCCAUAGGCGACCUCUUGCUUUUGAUGUCUUCUAACCUAGCAGCACAUCUACACUUCCUUGGCCAUUCUGCUCUCUCCGAGAACUCCCGAUAUCCCCUCCCUUUCUAUCUGCAACUUCUCCAAACCCCUCCCCUCCGCGUCCGAGACACUCCUAACCGCCGUCACGAUCCUCGCCACCAUCCAGGGGCAGCCCUCCAUGUCUCACACCACGGCACCCCACAACCACCAGCCUCGCCUCCUCCUCGGCCCCAGAAGCCGACGCCUCGGUAUCAGCUAACCCCCUUUGCCGUCUGUCAAAAAUCUCGAUAGGGCGAGUACUUAGCUCCGGGAAAGCCUCCCGCCCGCCCGCCAUCCCAUCCCAUCCUGCCAUCCUGACACUCCCGGCCGAUCAAACAU